Messenger RNA from Dentiscutata erythropus, 1258 nucleotides. NCBI's taxonomy places the organism in Eukaryota, Fungi, Glomeromycota, Glomeromycetes, Diversisporales, Gigasporaceae. The record is from the annotation of a GenBank genome assembly.
UGUAUCUUCUUUACCAAAAAUGCUUUUUCCUUAUGAUAGUUUUGCUCUUUUAAUUCGUAUUUGUGGAUUAGGUUUAUAUUUAUACUUAUUUCCAGCUUUGUUAAAGGAAAUUGCAUAUAUCUUAUCUUUAUUUAUGCCAUCACUUCUUUUACAAAUAUCACAUCUCUCCGGAUAUUAUUUAUUUCUUGCUACCACAAUUUGUGUGUUAGAUGUUCAGGAUAAGGUGAUAAAUUCCGUUACCUUAUCUAGAGCUCUUCAGGUUUACAGAUUACGUAAAAAAGAACGAGGAAUUAUUGAAUAUAUAAAUAAUUAUAUUGACAAGAGCAAAGUUUCUAAUAUUCCAAUUACCCCAUUUUGCCUUUGCCAAACCUCUGGAUCAAAGGUUAAUAAUAAUAGUGGUUGGUGUGAAUCUUGCGGAUUAGGUCUGGUGCCUGGUGUCAUGCUUCCCCCUUGGACUAGUGGGCAUCCAGAAAUUAAUAGGAUUAUCUUUCGUACUCAAAUUGAAUCUAAUCAUAUUUUUGAUCAUAUCGAAUGGAUUAAUUAUGAUAGGUUUACAAAUGUUAAAAAAAUUUGUAAAGGUUCACGAGGUGAUGUUUUUUCUGCUUCUUGGAUAGAUGGAUCUAUGUAUUUAUAUGGAAUGGCAAGAAAUGGCGAACAAAACGUGAUCAUUAAAAGCCUUGGAAAAUCUUCCGUUAAUGUGACUCCCGAGUUUCUUCGUUCUAUUCAAUGUUACGGCCUGACUCGAAACCCAAAUACUCAAGAAUAUAUGUUGGUUACCGAUUAUAUUAAAGGAGGAGAUUUACGAAAUUAUCUUUCUAAAAACUUUAAAAAUAUGAAAUGGCUUGAUGAUAAAUUAAAAAUUCUUAUUUCAAUCACUAAAGGAUUAAAAUUAAUUCAUGAAUUAGGGUUUGUUCAUCAUGAUUUACAUUUAGGAAAUGUGUUAAUUGGAGAUGAUGGUUCGGCAUUUAUUUCAGAUCUUGGAUUAUAUCCCUUUAUAACUUUAUCUGAUCAAGGCUCAAAAAAUUCAAGUAAUGAAACAACUUUGAAAGGUGAAUUUAAAAAGCUUGAUGAAAUGAUAAAAAGUGAUGUUGAAGAGAAACCUACGAUAUUUGAGAGUGAGGAUGUUGUUUAUUAUAGUCAAUUUAUCGAUUUGGAUGCCAUUUCAAAAGAAGAAACAUUUGAAGUUUUGGAUGACGAUGACUUAUAUUCAGCAAAACCUUAUAAUAUUGAAAUCCCAUCGGAUGUUUCAACAAAUUAA